CUAGAGAUUUUUACUAAAGUUUUUACUUUUCUGUUUAUAAUGUAACGCAAAUCAUGAAGAGGCAAAGUGAAAGAGAUUAUAAAGAGAAUCUAUCACCACAAGACAGAGAGAGGUACUAUGCGAAAAUUUCAUUAAUAAAUGGUGUGGAUCCGUAUGCGCUAACUAAGGACGCACUGAGCACUGAUUAUGCAGCUUUGCCUCAGAUACAAUAUUUUCAUGUGUACCAUUAUCUAGUAUUGGCUAGGAGUUUUUACACAUUUGAGCAAUUCCGAGCCUGGAAAUCACUCGACGCGUACAAUCAGUUUGCCGAGGGUUGGGUUGGUGACGUUCGCUCAAGUGCAAUCAAUGGAAAAGUCGUCAUCAUAGCAAAGGUCAAACAUUCCCAAAGUCUCAAUGACAAGCCACUGCGUCCCUGGGUCAUCUGCGAGCCUGAUGGUUCCGUCAACUCUGCCCACUGUACCUGCAUGGCCGGGCUUGGCGAGGUGUGCUCACAUGUUGGUGCGCUUCUGUUCUACUGUGAGGCUGCUGCUCGACUGAGUGCAUCAACAACUUGCACUCAACAAAAAGCAAAAUGGGUACUCCCAACCAUCAACAAGGUGGACUAUGCAGAAAUAAGAAACAUAGAUUUUUCCACACCAGCUACUAAAAAGAAGAGAAUUGAUAGUACCAUUGCUGGAACACAACUGACAACCCGAACAGCUACAAAAUUACCAAAUGUUCAAAUACCUUCAGAGGAAAAUAUCAGUGCCUUUAUGGACAAGCUUCAUAAUACUGGUGUCAAAUCGGUCAUUCUUUCUGUUACUGAAAAAUAUCAAGAUAGUUUCAUUCCAACAAUUUUGCAAGAAGGUAGCCUACCCAUUGCCUUGAUUACCCUGAAAGAGGAUAAAUAUAUUAACAUGGACAGGGACUCAUUAUUAGCUGAAGCACCAUCUGUAUUUACUAAGCUGGCAGUAACUGAUCAGCAAGUGAAAAAUACUGAGGAACUAACCCGGCCUCAACAUAAAAGCAAGGAGUGGCAUGCGCUGAGGUAUGGAAGAAUCACUGCUAGCAACAUGAAGCUAGUCAUUAGCGGUAACUGCCAACAGCCAGCUCCCUCAACAGUUGCGGCAAUCUGUGAAAAAAGUCACUUCUCAACAGUUGCCACUGAUUGGGGAAAAAGUCAUGAAGACGAGGCUUAUGGCGACUUUGAGAAGUAUACCAAAGAAAAACAUAACCACUUUAGUCUAUGUAAAUCUGGACUUUGGAUUAACAAGAGCUACCCUUAUAUUUGUGCUACUCCUGAUGGCAUCCAGGAGUGCAUUUGCUGUGGUAAAGGAAUUUUAGAAAUAAAAUGUCCAUAUAAUGCCAGAGAAAGCACACUUAAUGAAUCUCAGUUGCCUUUUCUUAAUGACGAUGGCACUUUGAAGAUAACAGACAAAUACUUUUAUCAAGUUCAGACCCAGCUGCUCGUGACAGAAACUGACUAUGGUGAUUUUGUCAUUUGGACUCCACAUGAAAUGAGCAUUCAGAGGAUCACCCCUGAUACUGAUGUCUUCCAGGAAAUACUAAGUAAAGCAGAGGACUAUUUUUUGAAAGUGGUGUUGCCAGAAGUCAUGGGAAACCUCAUUACCAGAGAAAUUGAACAGGAGAAAUACAGAAAACAUCAAGAUAAGCCUGAUGUUGGGGAAGUGGUAUGCCACUGCCAAAAAUCCCAUGUUGCCACUGACACAGUCAUAAAAUGUACCAGUAAAAUGUGUAUGAUAACGUGGUUCCAUCUACAAUGUGUGAAGUUGAAGAGGAUACCGAAGGCAUACACAUGCAAGACAUGUAAAGGCAAAGGCAAUGCUAAGAUCAAGAGUAGUAAGCUCUAGUGACCUUGACUAGUAUUCUCAUUUGAAUUUCACUGCAUAUUAUUUCUCUUGAUUGUGUAGUGUUACAUUUUUUGGAAUAUCAGAGGGGACACUCUUCAGAACAAUUUAUUUACAGAGACAAAAUGCAAACGUAUAUUUCGUCUUGUUUGACAGAAAGUUUGGACAUUACAUUUACAUUAAUUUGGUCAUUACAUAUGUUUUGUCAUUGGUUUGACAUUACAUUUGCUCCUUGUUUUACCGUUUGUUCUUUGUUUUCUAUUUUGAAUUCUGUAAAGUCUUGUGAGAUAACUUGUACUAUUGGACUACACAAAAAAUGAAAUUGAAUUGAAAAAUGGCACUAUAACCAGGAUUAGCAGAAAUGAACAAAUAUGUAAAGUUGCAAAA
Molecule: messenger RNA, 2234 nt
Organism: Pimephales promelas (fathead minnow)
Lineage: Eukaryota; Metazoa; Chordata; Actinopteri; Cypriniformes; Leuciscidae
Source: RefSeq, a predicted model, not a curated record